AUGGAGCAUAUCCCCGACGUCCAAGCCGACCACGGCGCGCCCAACACAUUUCCUCUUACAGCACAGCAAGUUGAAGAUACAAUACGAGACUUCAUCGAUUCAAUAAACAAAGCCGCCGUUUGUGAUUUGGCAUCGAGGCAUAAUGGCGGAAGAUGUUGCAGAAUAGUCGAUCAGCGGAAUGGAAGCUUCAACAUCUGUUUCUUUCUUCUCUUUGAUGCCCAUGUCACAUGGGUGGUAAGAAUACCAAUCGAGCCAGUGACCCGUAAUGCCUGGGCCAAGGUCGUGAGUGAAGUGACAACCAUCCGGUAUAUUAAACACAAUACGACGAUUCCUAUUCCCGAAAUAUACGCAUAUGGAAAAGAUACAACACUAGUGAAAGCAGCUUCAACUCCAUUUAUACUGAUGGAAUUUAUACAAGGUCAACAACUUCACACAAGAACCGUCUUCCAUGCCGCAGAACACCAACGGCGGAACUUGUAUAUUGGUCUUAUUGACACCUUGGCACAAUUACGCAAGCUUGAGUUCUCGGCUACGGGUUCGCUAAUGCCUAACCCGGACAAUCCAGAUGACGAGUCAAAUCCUGUUCUGGGCCCCUUCCUUUCCAUGACUGUUAAUAAAUUAGAGCGGAAACUAGAACGGCCAGUAUUAACUGAAAUCUUCACGUCUGUAAACCGCUUCAUGGACCUUCAUUAUCAUAUAUUAUCGCAGACAUUUCAACUGCCCGUUGAAGAGCUCGACCGCAGGCAGGCAAAAAUGGAGCUAUUUGCCCUGGAAAGUGUAUCAAAGGAGAUCCCAAAACACAUCAAAUUACAAGAACCUGAGCGCCCAUAUAUAUUAGCCCACCCGGAUUUAAGAUGUGGCAAUAUCAUGGUUAACGAUGACUUCCAUAUUCUUGGCAUCAUUGACUGGGAGUUUACGAGCACAAUUCCCCAGCAGAUUUACAUUCCACCACCAUGGAUCACCGGCCAUGACCCUGAUACCCUUCUUAUGGUAACUGGUGUGCCGCGAGAGCAAAUUUGGCUAGAAUUUCGCAGAGUCCUGGAGGAUUUGCACAAGACAUCAAGCGGUUGGACGCAGUUGUGUCAAGAUUGGGGAUUGUUGCACCACGACGAGACACAAAGUAAGGAUUUUAUUCUGGAACUGUCACCGAUAGUUCAAAUACUACGUCACCCUUCUAGCCUGAUGGAUGUGUACUACUCUUCCAUUUUUCUACGGCUAUUUGGGUCCGAAACGUGUAGGGAUGCCGUGGUCAACGAGUUUUUUGAACAGAGUGAGAAUCAGGCCAUUGCAGAGCAAAUUGAGCUUCAAAUUCAGAAGUCCGAGCGAUACACCGAAUACUUGCGCAACAACGAUUUACUCAUUCCGGAUGAACGGUCUCAGCAGAUCCAGGAAUUCCUGAAAAGGGCAAAGGCUUUGUUACAGGCUGGAGAAACACGUCACGGCAAGGAGAUUGAGGAAUAG
Molecule: messenger RNA, 1461 nt
Organism: Metarhizium brunneum ARSEF 3297
Lineage: Eukaryota; Fungi; Ascomycota; Sordariomycetes; Hypocreales; Clavicipitaceae
Source: RefSeq, a predicted model, not a curated record